Molecule: messenger RNA, 3111 nt
Organism: Odontomachus brunneus
Lineage: Eukaryota; Metazoa; Arthropoda; Insecta; Hymenoptera; Formicidae
Product: p21-activated protein kinase-interacting protein 1-like
Exons: 3
Coding region: 116-1651 (511 amino acids)
Molecular function (GO): protein binding
Source: RefSeq, a predicted model, not a curated record
CUUUCAUCACUGCAUUGGCGCUCAGUGAUGUUGAAUCGGUCGUACAUGUGUGUGUUGCUGCGUAUCGUAGAAUAGUUAUUUUAUUAGAAUUUAAUGAAUAUAAAAUUGUUACAAAAUGCCGCAUAUUGACUCAGGAAUGCCCAAUCUCUUCGAAAUUAUCGUAGGGACGUACGAGCAAUAUUUGCUCGGCUACAGAGUGCAAUGCACGAUGCACAACAUCGUGAAUGAAUACAAAGUGGAGAAGAGUUUUGCAACGCACAGUCACGUGGCGAGCAUACGCAGUGUUGCUAGCAAUAAACACUAUUUAGCUUCUGCCGGAGCUGAUGAUGUAGUAUGCCUGUAUGAUCUACGCAACAGGAGAGAGUCCGGCAAAUUAAUGUUUCACAAUGAUACCAUCAAUUGCAUAGCGUUUACUCCAGAAGCAUCGCACCUCUUCACAUGUAGUAAUGAUGGAAGUAUAGCAGCUGUUCGUUGUGGUAAUUGGCAGACUGAGAAGCACUGGCAGAAGGCACACAAAGGUUCAGCUGUUAAUGCUCUAGCUAUUCAUCCCACGGGCAAGUUAGCCUUGUCUACUGGAACAGACGGUGUCCUGAGGACCUGGAAUCUCGUUAAAGGCAGGCAAGCCUAUGCGACUAAUUUGGUACCGAGGCUGAAAUAUGAUGCUAAGAAUAUAACAAUUAUCCGAUGGAGUCCGAGUGGCGAUAAGUAUCUGUUAGCCAUUAAUCAGAAGAUAGAUGUAUAUGCCGUGGAAACCGCUGGAGUGCACAGUGAACUCACAUUUGACUCAAAGGUUAUUUGCGUGAAUUUCUUGGAAGAUAAUCUGAUCGCGGUCGGCUUCGAAAAUGGACAGAUCAAGUUCUGUGACCUCAGGACUUCGGAGGAAACGCUGGAGAUGGCGGCGCACGACAUCAGGGUGAAAUGUAUCGCGAACAUGAGCGACCUGUUAGUCAGUGCCUCCAGUUCCGGCGAAAUUAAACUUUGGAAGUACAACAAACAUAGUUUGGAUAUGUUGCAGAGGAUUGAUUGCGGCGCUAGAAUCACUUGUCUCGCAUUAGCACAGUCUUGCGAAAAUUUCGUGCAGCCGAAACAAGAAGAAUUGGAGGAGCAGAAGAAAAUAGAGAGGAAGAGUACACUAAGACUGAAACAAGAAGUUAUCAUUGAGGACGAGGGUGAAAAGGAAACCGGGGACAUCCCAGUUCGAAAGAUAAAAGCAAAGCAUAAAAGGAAGAGAGUCGUAGAAGAUGUAGAGGACAAUGUCCAGGAUUCCAAGAAGAAAGUUUUAAAAUCGAGAGAGACUGACGUCACAAAGAAGAAGAAGAAGAGAGACAGAUCGUUCGACAAAGACGAAGAUGUUAUCAAUAAGCCCAAAAAGAAGAUGCUUUUGAAGGCAAACAACCCGAAAGUUUUAAUUAAAAAAAGGAAAAAGGAUAAUACCAUUCCACAGAGCACUUCGCCAGCAAAGAAAAUAAAAAAUACCGACACAAUGAAACAGUCGUCUGUCGCUUGCGUAAAGUACAAAGAAAAAGUACCAAUGACAAUGGAUCCUGAAGACGCACCCCCUAGGAAGAAAAAGAAGAAGAAGGUGAACUCCUUAGGAGAAGAGGCUGUGUCAAAAAAGAAAAGGAAAGAACGACGAAAUAAAUUGAAAUAAAUAGCCAAUUGAGAGAGUAAUCUCUUUAUAAAAAUUAUCAUCUUUUCUAUGUGAUAUAUUUACAUAUGAUAAACUUAAGACUACGAGUAUCGUCUAAGUGCGUAAUAAAUUACUCGCUAGUUCCUACGAAUCAGUCUAUUUACAAUUUCGUCGAGUUAUCACCGCACCAAUUGUUACGUCUAGAAAUUAUUCACGGUGUGGGUUCGCGACGGUGAACACUGUUAGCUCGUCGAUUCAUCGCGGUCGAUUUCUCAUGUAAUCUUAUAGAAAAAAAUAUAGGAAUGGUCGUUAUACUGAAAAGAAAUUUAGUUGAGAGUUAACAGAAUCGAUAUCUGGUUAAAUUAAGGCUCCUGAUCGGCCAAGAACUCCGCGUUGACAGCGACGACACGAUUGUAAUCGACAAAAUAAUUAAGUGAGAAAAUAGGUCUGUUCGUUUCCGAAGAACUUCUGCAAACUAUUGCAAUAAGAAAGUUAGAGUGAAAGAAAAUACACGUAUAGUUUUUGAAAGAAAAUAUAAAUAUAGUUGUCUUAUUAGUGCAAAAAUUCAUCGAAAACUAACAGAUCUAAUGAUGUAAAAGGACGACCAAUUUUUUCCUGCAAACCACAGCGUUGUUACUGAGCGUAAUACGUACAUAUCACAUGUGAUACAAUUUUGGAAAUGUUCCUGAUACUGUGCUUAUUUAAUGUGUAUAAGUAGACAUUUGAUCAUAUUCGACAUCGCAGUUGAUUUUCCACCAAAACGAGACGAUUUGUUACAUUUAUUUUGCGAUUAUUUAAUAGUUAUUUGAGCAAAAGAGGAAGUAUUUUUUUAUUUGGAGCAAAAAUUUGUUACAUUUAUUUUGCGAUUAUUUAAUAGUUAUUUGGGCAAAAGAGGAAGUAUUUUUUUAUUUGGAGCAUUUCACAAGUAUGUAGAAUAGAUUGCAAGUGCCAUUUUAAUGAUACAUCUUUUUAUCUAGCCGUAGUUUGCAGGAAUUUUGGUUUUUCUCACGUCAUCAGUCCAAUAUGGCCGUGACUGAUCAGGAAUCUUAAUAUCGCCGGGAAUGAAUAACGCAUUUCAAUACUAUAUACAUGUACGCGUGUCUGCACGGAUAUUUCUAUAAGAAAUCUGAGAAAUCGGAUUCGGUCGCGUGAAUGAUCGCGAUGAAUGGACGUUGCGAGAAACAUCUACCACAAGAUACACUUGUGCGGCGGAUUCAUGGGACUACCGAGCGGGCAUUUCCACGCCUUGGCGAAUUCCGCGUUGUUCGACAGCGUGCCAAUUACCCUAAAGUGAUUCGGCGCGUGGACGCCCUCUAUCACCUUGGACUUCAACGCUCCGUUUGUAUAAUUUCCGCACCAGACCUUGAAGGAGAUUAGUGUUCAUGUAACAGUGGUAUCAUGAGAUACAUAGUGUAAACGACCUUCGUCGUUCAACGUGUAAAUUUUACUUGUAAAUACAUUUUUAUUAGUCUGACAAAGAA